Molecule: messenger RNA, 3125 nt
Organism: Rattus norvegicus (Norway rat)
Lineage: Eukaryota; Metazoa; Chordata; Mammalia; Rodentia; Muridae
Gene: Eng
Product: endoglin
Cellular component (GO): plasma membrane
Molecular function (GO): transforming growth factor beta binding
Source: RefSeq, a predicted model, not a curated record
UUCUCUAAGGAAGCGCAUUUCCUGCCUCUCUGGGCCGGGCUGGAUGAGCUGAGCUCCCUGCCCUGACAGUCAGACCCCUGCCUUCAUCUGUGUCCCGUCCCCAGGCCAGGACCGUCGUCCGCUGCCGUCCCAAAGAGCCCAGUGUCUCUUUCUCACCAUCCAGUCAGCUAGAGACCCCUGCCCUGCUUUGAGUCUCCAGCCCACUUCUCCUGACUUCUCCGCCGCCACCUCAGAAGGCUGGAGCAGGGACGUGGUCGCUCCGGCUGCCUGCUCCCUUCGGAUCCCCGUGCGAACCCACGCAGGCCCCGGCGCCCACCAGCAGCCCUGCCUCUGGACACCGGAUAAGGCCCAGCGCACAGACUCCCGGGUGGACAGCAUGGACCGUAGCAUGCUCCCUCUGGUCAUUACCCUGCUGUUGGUCAUCUAUAGCUUCGUGCCCACAAGUCUUGCAGAAAGAGUCGGUUGUGAUCUACAGCGUGUGGACUCCACAAGGGGUGAGGUGACAUACACCACCAGCCAGGUCUCUGAGGGCUGUGUAGCUCAGGUUGCCAACGCUGCGCAUGAAGUCCACGUUCUCUUCCUGAAUCUUUCCAGAAGGAAGUCCGAGGUGGAGUUGACUCUUCAAGCAUCCAAGCAAAAUGGCACUGAGACUCGGGAGGUGUUUCUGGUCUUCAUUUCGAACGAGAAUGUCUUGGUGAAGCUCCAGGCCCCAGAAAUCCCACUGCACUUGGUCUACAACUCCAGCCUCGAGGUCUUCAAAGGACCAAAAGUCAACAGCACACCACUACCAUCCUUUACCUCCAAGACACAGAUCCUCGACUGGGCAGCCACCAAGGGCACCAUUACCUCCAUAGCAGCACUGGAUGACCCCAAAAGCAUUGUCCUCCGGCUGGGCCAAGACCCAAAGGCACCACCCUUCUGCUUCCCAGAAGCUCAGAAGGACAUGGGCGUCACACUUGAAUGGCAACCACGAACCCAGACACCAGUCCAAGGCUGCCACUUGGAAGGUGUGACUGGACACAAGGAGGCCUAUGUCCUGAGGAUUCGAUCAGGUUCUGAGGCCGGGCCCCGGACAGUGACGGUAACGGUGAAACUGAGUUGCACAUCUGGGGAUGCCGUUCUCAUCCUGCAGGGUCCCCCGUACGUCUCCUGGCUCAUCGAUACCAACCACAAUAUGCAGAUCUGGACCACAGGUGAAUACUCCAUCAAGAUCUUUCCAGAAAACAACAUCAAAGGCUUCGAGCUCCCAGACACACCCCAAGGCCUGAUCGGGGAGGCCCGCAAGCUCAAUGCCAGCAUAGUAACCUUUGUAGAGAUCCCUCUGACCAGUGAUGUCUCCCUGACGGUCUCCAGCUGCGGUGGUGGGCUCCAGACCUCCCCUGCACCAGUUGUGACCACACCUCCCAAGGACACGUGCAGCCCUGAGCUACUCAUGUCCCUGAUUCAGCCAAAGUGUGGCAAUGACGUCAUGACUCUGGCACUCAAUAAAAAACUCGUGCAGACUCUACAGUGCACCAUCACAGGCCUGGCUUUCUGGGACUCCAGCUGCCAGGCUAAAGACCAGGACGGCCACCUUGUCCUGAGUAGCACCUACUCCAGCUGCGGCAUGAAAGUGACAGAUCAUGUGAUCAGCAACGAGGUGAUCAUCAAUUUGCCAUCAGGCUUACCACCACUUCGGAAAAAGGUACAGUGCAUCGACAUGGACAGCCUCUCCUUCCAGCUGGGCCUCUACCUCAGCCCGCACUUCCUCCAGGCAUCCAACACCAUAGAGCUAGGCCAGCAGGGCUUCGUACAGGUGAGCAUGUCUCCAUUGACCUCUGAGGUCACAGUCCAGCUAGACAGCUGCCAUCUGGAUUUGGGGCCAGAAGGUGACAUGGUGGAACUCAUCCAGAGUCGAGCAGCCAAGGGCAGCUGUGUGAGCUUGCUGUCCCCAAGCCCUGAGGGCGACCCACGUUUCAGCUUUCUCCUCCGUGUCUACAUGGUGCCCACACCCGCAGCUGGCACCCUCAGUUGCAACUUAGCCCUGCACCCUAGCACCUUGUCCCAGGAAGUCUACAAGACUGUCUCCAUGCGCCUGAACAUCGUCAGUCCUGACCUGUCUGGCAAAGGCCUCGUCCUGCCCUCUGUACUGGGCAUCACCUUUGGUGCCUUCCUCAUUGGGGCCCUGCUCACAGCUGCACUCUGGUACAUCUAUUCUCACACACGUGAGUAUCCCAAGCCUCUCCACCCCCUUCCUACAGUGAGUGCUCAGGGCCGGUCCACACCACCCCAGGGCACACCCUGGGAAGCCUCUGAGGAAGUGGGGAGUCCUGGCUGGGGCCCUGACCUCCACCCCUGCCCACACCUCUCAGGUGCCCCUAGCAAGCGGGAGCCCGUGGUGGCAGUGGCUGCCCCGGCCUCCUCUGAGAGCAGCAGUACCAACCACAGCAUCGGGAGCACCCAGAGCACCCCCUGCUCCACCAGCAGCAUGGCAUAGUACCCAGCCUGGAGCCUUGGGGAGCCCCCCAGCCAGCCCUUGCCCUGCAGGAGAGGCGGAGCAGCCACAAGCUGGGAACCAUCGGCCAUGAACUUGUCCCCUCAGCCAAGGAUGGAGCGUCCUCCUGUACCUGCUCCUCAUGCCUCCCCCGCAGAGGCUUGUUGCCAGUAGAGACUCCAACUUGGAACACCUUGGGAUCUCCUCACCCCACUUUACCUGCCCAACCCAGGGGCCCUGGGAUAUGGCUGCCUGGGACUACAGAAAGACACCGCACUGCUGUGAACAUCCGUGCUGCUGUGGAACCCUAAUCCCCUGCCUUCAAGCUGGAUCCUGUGCUGAUGAACUGGGCAGGGUGGGAGGCUAGGACUCAAGACACGCGCCUGGCCUAGCCCAGAGCCACCUGCAUCUGGCUGGCCCCAGGAGCCUCCUCACCUUGACUAGCACAAUUUUGGUCGGGGAAACAGAGGCUGAGGGGUGCUCAGCUCAUUGGCCUAGAAGAUGGCAAGAAGGGUGGGUUGGGGGAGCCCAGCCCCUCCCCAGAGAUCUCCUCCCAGCCCAUCCAUUGAGCUGGCAGCAGGAGGGUAGUGGCCAGGUGGCUGGUCCUGGGCCAAGCCCAUAUAUUUACCAAUAAAUCAGACAUGAAACCAGU